Molecule: messenger RNA, 7592 nt
Organism: Neohortaea acidophila
Lineage: Eukaryota; Fungi; Ascomycota; Dothideomycetes; Mycosphaerellales; Teratosphaeriaceae
Exons: 2
Coding region: 288-7328 (2346 amino acids)
Source: RefSeq, a predicted model, not a curated record
UGCGAGGAGGCGGAGUCGUGGAGUGCAGAAACCGGGCAAGCAGCCAACAUUCACGUCUCUCUUGACGUUGUCUCAUCCUCCCUCGUCUUCACCGCUCCCGACCACCAUCACUACCUUCGCCACCCCGCUCUACCCUCCUCCGAGCCGAGCUGUCACGACCUCCGCCUUCCCUGCCUCUCCCUCCAUCUGUGCCACCCGUUGGGCACGAACCCAUCACUAUUCCAUAUGGUGCCAUGACCUCUCUUCAUUAGCGCUCAUCAUUUGCCUUUCCUACGCGCGAUACCAGUAUGGCGCGUCCACCAGGCAGUGGGCCUUCAGGUCCGCCCGUCUCCUACAAGACUGUACCCGGUCGUCACAGAACGCAAAAAUGGAACGUUGCAAAACAAUACGACUACAGCGGCGAUGACUGGGGUGGCUACGAUGCCUACGACGACUAUGGCGACAGCGAACCGCCUCCACAACCACCUCUACCUUCAUCGCCCAGCAUUCCCCAGCUGCCUUCACAGCAGCAGCAACGAUUGGGAAGACAAAUGAGUUUUGACCGCACAGACCCUACGACGGAGUCUAGACAGUUCAGUGCUGGCCCCGUCCUCUAUGCCGGCGUGAACAAUGAGAGGAGUACGGGUGUCAGUCCUGCUCGUAGUGCCGUCAGUGCCACUUCGAGUGGUGGGAAGAAGAGCGGGGAGUUCCAACAACCUCCUGUCGGCAACGCGCUGCGACAACGAGAUUUUACGGACCCCGGGCAAGUCCCAGCGCCUCUCAGCCCUGCCGCUCGCGCCUCUCCAGCACUCUCUUCCUCCUCCUUCGCUGCACCAGCGACGACACCCGGCAUGAACAACCCGGCCACUUUUCCUCCGCGGAAGAGUAGUAUCGGCAGCGGGAGUUCGGCUUCCGAUGCUGUUCCCAGCGCAGCAAAGGUCGAAAAAGAACUGCCCACCCCUCCUUUCAUUCGUCCCUCCGACAUCUACAGGCGCUUGGCCGAAGAGCGUGAGAAGGAGCGGCAGAGUUCAGAUGGUGGAAGGCCCAGUCUUGACGCUCUCCAACACGAACCCGAUGCCGCUGCAGACUUGGAUCCACCAAGCAGACAGCAGCGCCCUCUCUCAGCUGUGGAGGAAGCAGCCGCAGAGGGCCAACACGAGGAUAUCAGCGCCUCCGAAGGCUUUAGCGAGCCAACCAAUACCCUCAAUAAUGCCGUCCUCCCACGCUUCAGCGGCGUCUCGGGCUUCGGAAACGACUGGUUCGUCGGUAGGAAUAGUGGAAGCACUGUACGAACGACCACCUCUGAGUCCGCGCCGACCGUUCAUGCUCCCGAGGCUGCAUCUUCGGUGCAGACUACCCCGACCGCCGACAUUGCACUACCAAACUACGAUCCCGCGGCGGAAAUUCUCGCUGAGCGCACGCAUGAAACUCCUGUGUCUGCCAUCGGACGCCAAAACCAGCCCGAUGAGCUUGCACAUCAGCCUUCCGCGGGCUACAGAAGUGCAGUGGAGCAAGCGUUCACACCACCUACGAGAGACAAUUCGCAAAGUACGACGGGUAUCUCACGAAGCGGCUCGGAGUCCACCACUGGUAUAAGCCCCAUCAUGAGCCAUGUACCCUUCCCUCCCAUCGCGGAAGCUGCGCACCCCAAUGCAACAGUUCCGACUACUGCUGGGUACCCUUCAAAUCAGCCUUCGCUGUUGAGGAAACCAACUCCUUCUCACAGUAGGACUGGCUCCACCGAACGCGAUGCAGCAAUUGCCGGUGUGGGCGCCGUUGCUGCUGGUGCUGCAAUUGUAGGACUAGCAGCGGGUCGGGAAACCUCACGGUCCAGGGAGCCUGCAGAGACCUCGGCCAACGAGGUAGCGGCUCCAUCCACAAGCAGCGCAUUGCCUCAGACGGGGAGAGCGAGGGCUGGAACGGAUUACUCACUUCGGGAAUCCGACCUCGCCGAUGCUGUCAACAACAGCGACCCAUCUUCCCCUGAGAUCUCAAACAAAUCACCCGUCGAGGCAGCAAAGGAGGAGCAGUCUCUCUUCUUGCAAACCCAUUCCCUCACACCGUCGGGCACUCCUGCGCCUGCAUUCCUCGAAAGCCCAGGCAGUGGGCGCGCAUCUCCGGCCAAAGGCAGGGUCAGAGAGAUUGCCGACAAAUUCCAUGAUUUACACGAAGCUUCGCGCCGCAAUUCUCAGGCUAGCUUGAAGAGUGCCAGUACCUGGAGCCGUGUUGGCUCUGAAGAGAACCUGUCUGCGAUUCCGAGUCGAACUGCGGCCGCUUCGGGAGUAGGUGUGGCGCCGAUUAGACAAGGCACUGGAGAUACGUGGGCUUCGUCACAUUACGAUGCCGCGGAAGAUCGCGAUACGCCCGCAACUCCAGUCCCAACGGCUGGGGGUCUGCUGGCCGGUGAGCCCUCCCGCCCUGCAGUGGGCCGAGAGCAGUCGUUCCGCCCUCAAUUACCCGGUGGCUGGGUCAGCUAUCAAGAUGCGCCAUCCACGGCUGCCGAAGACCAUGGCGAGACCCUGCCUGCGACGGUGUAUGCACACACUCCUCGGCCGGCGAAUGAUGGGAAGAAAGCAGCCUUGAAUGACUUUGAUCUCGCCCCCACCACUCGAAAGGUAUCUCUACCGGGAACCCAUUACCAAGAGGGUCCGAAUCACAUCAAUCAAGCCAAAGAUGCUGGCGCGGCUCUUGGUGCUGCGCUGGUAGCAUCGGUUGGAAUGGGCCAUCAGGCGCACGACUUUGGGUCGUCAGAACCAGCCGAGCCUGUGGACCAACCUGAGAUGCAAUACAAGCCUUCGACAGGAGACUUGAACCAAUUGCAUGUUCCUCAACGGCCGGAGCUCACCAGAGGCGACACCGACGCAACAGACGUGACCGACAUUACUAGUGCGCAGAGCUCAGUGCCACCUACACCUCCGGCGAAGGAUCCGCACAGGCAUCGACCCGCGGCAGAAAGCGGUGAAUACUUCUUCACGGUCACGCCUCUGCGGACCACCAAGUCUCGGGAAGGUUCGCCGGACAAGUCCAUCGCCACCCCGCCUGCUUCUUCCGCGGCUCGAUCUGGUGUGUCGCCGGCUAUGUCGACAUGGGUUCGACCCAACGAUACAGAGAGCGAUAGGUUGAGGAAAGAGAUUGUCAGAUCCCUUGAUUCUGCGUCGAUGGAGAAGAAGAUGCAGGAAGAUACUGCACGAACGCAAGACGCUCUCGACGCACCGGAGAAUGCUCGUAGGGUCGAAGAGGGCAGGAACGCCCUACCCGCUGCGGAGUUCGGUGGAGGCAGGCCAGGAAUGCUGGGCAAAAGGUUCAGCUGGGAGAAGGAAGAUGACGAAGACGCCAGUACCCCGGAUCUUGGAUUGGGCAAUACCACUCCAGCACAGCCUUCUGAGGACAAGGCCCUACCUCCUCCUCCGAUUGUAAGGGAGCCCGAGCCGGAAGAGAGCCCAGAAAUCAAGCCGGAGAUGCCGUACGAGCGUCCCAGGAGCCGUGGGCUGCAUAUUGUGAAUGCAGAUUCUUCAGACGAAGAAGAACAAGCUGCUGCGAGCAGAAGGGCUGACACCGAGCGUCAGACUCAGGGACUGUGGGUCAACACGUCUUCAGCCGGGCCGGUGAGCCCGCUCACGAAAAGCCAGGAGGAUCUCCAUUUCAGGACCAUCGCUGAUGCCGCGAGGGAUGGUGAGGAUGGUCCAUCUGGGCCUAGUCCGAACGUUGAGGAAAACAAGGAGAGGGUUGGCUUGCCUAGCUACUACACGCUUGAUCUACCAGGCAUAGACGGGUCAAGGCCACGCGAGACCGACCCGGCAGCGGAUGCGCCUGAGGUGAAGGAGCAGCGGAUCAGCCAGCAAUCGAUCGCAGAGCUGCCAGCCAUGCAGGAUAUCCCACCCCGGCCAGUUCCCAAAGAUACAUCCUCUCCAUCUUCCCCAACAGGCAGGAUGAAGGCCCCGGCCUUCCGCGAAAUCCUCGCCAUCAAGUCUUCCUCCGACCGAAUCCGGACCUACGACGAAACCCGUCAAACCUUCGCAGACACCAAUACCGGCCUGUCCGACUGGCUGAGCGGAAUGCUCGCCCAGCACCCCGAACACGCCGGCCUCGCCUCCGCCAAUCCCGCUCAGCCCAACACCAUCAGCAACCUGAAGGGCGCCCAUCGCUCCAGCCCCAGCCUCGCGAAAUUUACCCGCCAAUUUAGCGCCACUGGCGGUCCAGCCGGAGCAGGCGACUAUCAAGGAGGCUCCGAUCUGACUGGGCCGAAGACGCCGAGCAAGGACUUGGACAUGGACGAGCUGAAGCAAAAGGGCAAGGACUUGAUGAAGAAUGCGUCGGUGCUUGGAGGAAGGGCGCAGGCGGGCGCGAAGGGGUUGCUAGCCAAGGGCAAGAGCCGUUUUGGCAGUACGAGGGAGAACAGGAGCAAGGGCUUCCUCUCCUCCAACACCUCCUCCGUCCCUUCAGCUGCCACCGCAAUCCCUCCCAUUCCUCAGCGCUCCACCGCUCGCUCCUCCGUGCUCCAACCGCUACCUCCCAUCCUCGACCGCAGCGAGCCCGACACAGUCCCCAAUCAACCCACUGCUGGCAUCACUCACGUUGCCACCGCCCCGGCUGCUUCGCGCUCCUCGAGUCCCGGGAAUCCGCUCAGUCGCGCUCUCUCGCGGCUCCGAGAGCGGAGUCGAAGUCAAAGCUCCAGCCGCAGUCGGCACAGUCGCCAUAGUCGGCCUUCGAGUCUGGUGCUGCUGAAUUCUCACGAGGCGGAGGGCGCUGCUGCUGCGGGUGGCGGGCUGCUUGCGAAGGAGAACCAACGGAAGGACGGCGGCAUGACUGGAUCGGCUGCCGUGCCACCGCCUUGGAGCGAAAGCGAGGCUGGACCUCGAACUCCGGUUCCUGCAGGGAACGAUGGGGAAGCGGGGGUUGCGAAGAGAUUGGGCAUUUUGCCUAGUCCUACCAAGAACGAUUUCGAGGCGAGGAAUCGCGAGGCGACGCCUCGCAACUUGGCCGAUCUGAAUGUUGCGGCUGCGAAGUUCGGUGAUGGGAAAGAUGAGGAUGAGGAAGAAUUAUAUGCGUCUACGCCUACUGCUUUGAGGAGACCUAUGACGGGUGAGGAAGACCCGAUGGGGCAGGCUACGCCUAGAGCCCCGCAAUGGCAGUGGCAGCCCAAGGCAACCGAUUCGGUUGUUGAGGGUGAUGGUCUGGAUUCCGAUGCUCCUGUCACAGACACGAAGGAAUACGAUGCGCUGAAAUAUCGGGUGCAGCCUGGCCCUGGAGCUCUGGAAGAGAAGCAGGACUUCUCCCAUCUUGUUCCAGGCGGAGUUGCAGCACAUGACGAAGGCCGCACGUCUUCGGAUACGAGGGAUAUCAGUGAGGCUGACGUGUCGAGCUUUGCAACGGCGGAAGAGCAUGGGGACGAUGAGAAGAGUGAGGUGUCUCCGCAAGUACUGCCGCAGCCUGCUGCCGUGGGCGGCGUGGAAAGUGGGAACGUGCGCACCUCCUCGGUGUCGAGCCUCGAUGAACGGCAUCCUGUUGGUGUCCACCCUCCAGGCAACAUCCGAGACACGGACCGUGGAGAGCCAAUCACGCACAACUUGCCGACGUCGCCUGAUCUGAUCAAGCCGGAUGUUGGUGCAGGCGGUGGACAUAUGGGGAGAGCAGCUGCACUCGAAGAGAAGACUCCUGGACUCAUGCAACGCUCACAACUUGCGCCUCUUGAGGUGCCCCGGCCACCAAUGGCUAGGCCGUUGUCCUUUGAGCCUCUAGAUCGGGAUUAUAAAGGCGCGCCAGUGCCGGAGACAUUGCAUCGCUCUCCGAUAUCUCGAGGCGACCAAGACUCCUUCACGUUCAACACCACGACGCUGACGAGACAUCGCAAGGUAUCACUGCCGAGCGCGGAUCGCAAGUCUAAGCGGCUUUCUGGCUUCAUGGGUAGCGAGACGGAUACGUCGGCACCACAAACGCCGGUGGAUGGGCGAUUGGCUGGUGAAGCACAAGAGAGAAGCAUACCGGACGUGCCUGAAGUGCCUAUCGUACCGCCGGCGGCAGCGUACAUCGAUCCAGCUCAAACCAUGGACUUGCCACACAUGCCUGAAGUGCCUGGCGUCCCGCCGGCAGCAGCGUACAUCGAUCCAACACAGACCAGGGACAUGACACAAGUGCCCGGAGUUCCUACCGCCCGACCGGUUACAGAGGCCCUCGGUAACGCAGGGAGCGAGGUCAAGCAGGGCAGACGAAAGUCGGGAAUAUGGGAUGCUUUCAAGAGGAGCCCGAGUGUUCCCAAGAGUGAGGUGAAGAGGGACGAAACCCCUCAACAACAGUCCACGCACAGAGAGCACGGCACUUCCAAAGCGCCGCCGCCAAUCACGACCACUGCGUCUCGCGCAAGGCUCGAAAAGCCACAGCGAGCUUCGGCCACGCUCAUCGACACCGAGCAGAAGCAAGAGAAGAAGAAGAAGCGGCUUUCCGGCUUCGGGGCGCUCUUUGGUCGCUCCAGUACCACGGGGCACGAGAGCAAAAAUUCUUCAAGUGGAAUGAAAGGCAAACCAUCCCGCAACGAGCCGUCGACCAAGCAGUUGCCACAUCAAAGGCGCUCCUACGAAGCGGAGGAAGAAGAGAUAGAAGCGCCAGCAGGAGGAUGGUAUGUGCCGAACGAUGACCCGGGAAGAUACCCUCCUCCGCAACAAGUGCAGCAAUGGCCGCCCGCACAAGCUCCGCACGUUUCGCCGGCUACAAUGUACUCGCAGAACAACACGCAGAUCAGGCCCGACCAUGACCGGUAUUGGCCUGAGCCUCCUCGGCCUCCAUUUCAGCAAAACCAGUCAGCUCACAAUGCGCAGCUGACACCACAGGUGUCGGGACAAUCGGAGUGGCUGCGGAGCGGUAGACAACAAGGACAUGGCUCCAUCCCGUCCAUCUCUCCUGUGCGAACCAGGAUGAGCUCGGAAGGGUACGCUGCACCUGACAUGAGCGGAUUUGGACAGGUCCAUAAUGUCCGCACUGAUGAACGUGAGAUGACCGGUGCCGGAGUCGGCCAGCAUCCCCUUGGAUGUAAUCCAGGCGGCUCGAUACCAUCAGAUUGGGUGCCACCAAAGCAGGACAGUGAACAGUACAUCCUGGGCGAUUUGCCAUCUCUCAACACGGGAAGGCCGGUGCACGAGGAGUUUGAAGAUGCACUGCGAGAGAGUUCGACAUUGCAGUAUGGGCAGGCCAUGUCGGCCGAUGUCCCCAUCCAUGGAUCGAACAAGGGACCGGCCCCAGCCCUCUCAUCAAACGAUGGCGGAGAAUGGCAGAUGCCCACCCCGGAUGAGAAGAGAGUGGAAAUGAAGGGCGUGAGCUAUCCGGGACAGGAGUGGACCCCGGCGCCAUGGGAAUGAGAGAACAUGAAGAUGCACGGAGAUGCGACGUAACGAUGCACUGGAUAUGAGACUGCGAUGUGCCGAAUGCAUGUGUUUUGGUUAGGAUGGGUGAGCGAGCAUGGAACGCCGUGAAUGAUGGAUGACUAUGCAAUGGAUCUUAAUACUUCGAAGAGAAAUGAGCGGUGUAUACGAUCUCCUCAUGUAUAUUCCGGCGGUGACUCGCAAUAAUAAUGUCGGUCAUCGCCAACCCCAGCCUACUUCAUGAGCUUGGAUCAAUCAGGU